AUGAAAUUUAGAGCUUGGUGUGGACUUUUCUUAAUUUUUUGGAUCUCUCCUGAAAUUUCGGCUACAUUUGAAAAUGAUUUGAAGGGCAUUGUUGAGACUUUUUCGUGUGAGCAAAAAAUGAACAAAAACUUUUAUCGCCUUCAAAUGAUUCCUUCUAAAGAUCCAAAGUGCAUAUUCAAUCAUUCUGAGAUUACUUCGAAUACUAUCAAAGAUUUCCCAUCUGACUGUGCUUCUGUUUGUGCAGUUUUAGUUUUCAACUCAAACACAGAUUUAUCGGAAAAUGAAUUGGUGAAAUUGUUUUCAAAUAUGAGCAAAAUAAAUGGAGAUAUAAAAAUUGAAAAUACGAGCCUAAACAGUCUCUCGUUUUUCUCUUCAUCUGAUGUAAGCGGAAUUGAUUUCUUCUAUUAUAACGGUUUAUCAAUAAUCAACAAUUCAUUGUUAGAAAACGUUGAAGUUCUUGAAAAAUUGUAUUUUGUACGCGGCGAUGAAAACAGAGCAGGUUCUUUCCAAAUUAAAAAUAACAGCAAACUGGACGCCAGCAAUUUAUGUUUUCGUGGAGAAAUUAUGAAUUUAAUAUCUUUACAAUUACGAGGAAAUUUGAAAGAUUGUGGAUGUUACCUUGAUCUGACUGAUAAUCCAAACCUUGACGGUUUUGAAAAUUGCAAAACCUUAUAUGGAGGAUUGUAUCUAACUAACAUUACUGACACUGCUGCGAAUUUCUCUAAAUUAUUGAAUAUAGACCACAUAAGAGGAAAUAUUGAAAUUUCACAUACAAAUUUCAAAAAUUUUUCAUUUUUGAUAAAUAUGAAAACGAUGCUAUUGGAACAUGAGAGUGAAGACUAUAAAGACUAUAAAAUUGGUAUCAAUAUACAUGAUAAUUAUGAAAUGACUCAUCUUGGAUGGCCCUUUUUAGAACUGGGAUACGGGUCCACAAGAACCUUAUAUAAUGAACUUGGAAAACUUGAACCCGAAUUUCUGUCUAUCCUUUCUUGAACUAAUCUACUUUUCAAAACAAAGAGUUGAAUUUCGGAAUAUUGAAGCAACAUAUUGUCAAGAUUUUAACGAAACACAUGCUGCCAAAGUUUCGAUUUGUCAGUUUCAAACAUUAAGUAAUUUACCCAACUUUUGUGAUGUGUUAUUUGGUGAUGUGAUCAUCGAUUCAAAUCAGGGCAAAUACAUGAACAAACUCUAUUCGAUUUCUAUAUUUUUUGAAUCAUUAAAAGUUCAAUAUAUGAAAUCUGAGGGAUUGGAUUUUCUUCGCGCAAUGCGAUAUAUAGUCUCAUUGGACGCUUCCAAACCACCCAUCACAAUUCGUUCGAACAAAUAUUUGACACGAGCAAGAAUUCCCAAUCUUACACACGCCAUUUCAAAGACAAGCAAUACAGUUGUGAUGUAUGAUAAUCCAUUAUUGUUUAGCAAUAAUCAAGAAUGCCUGAUGUAUAGAAUUUCAUAUGAAACUAACGUGAACAUUGAAAAUCAAGAUUGCGAAAUGAUUGUAUUCAAUACAUCACAAAUUGUCAAGCUUCAACACGUCAUGUUGGUUCUAGUUUGGAACUUUAUGAUCGGGUUGGUCUGCAUUUAA
Caenorhabditis elegans is the source of this 1582-nucleotide messenger RNA. NCBI's taxonomy places the organism in Eukaryota, Metazoa, Nematoda, Chromadorea, Rhabditida, Rhabditidae. The record is from the annotation of a RefSeq genome assembly.